Messenger RNA from Lactuca saligna, 1211 nucleotides. The record is from the annotation of a GenBank genome assembly. NCBI's taxonomy places the organism in Eukaryota, Viridiplantae, Streptophyta, Magnoliopsida, Asterales, Asteraceae.
GCAUAUCAAAAAAAUUAUCAAAAGAAAAUAUCAAAUAUGUGACUUUCAAAAAUGUAAUUUGAGAAAGACGAAUGUUUACCAUCCAUGUCCAUGUAGAUAGAUGUAAGGCUCUCCUAUAUUUUAGAACACCAUGAAUUUCUCUCACAAACUCAUCCUCCUUGUUCCUUUUCCUUCUCCAAAUGCCCUUAUCCCCACUUCUUCUUCUCCUACCGAAUUCCUUGCGAUGGCGGAUUAUCAAACUCAACUUCUUCUCCUUCGCCACUUUCAACCAAAUCAAACCAUAUUUAUCAACCACCGAUUCAUAAUCAAAUGCACAGUCCUAACGAAGACCUCGAAGGCGGUCGCCGCCGUCGCAAUUCACCCUCGUGUUGGACUCUGUUCUAUGCUUGGGUCUCCUUCCUCAUCUGGACUAUCGUAAUCUUCUCUCUAAUAUUCGGAAUCGCCUUCUUCGCUUUCGUCAGAUCUAAUCUCCCCGACGUCAAAGUCCAUAGGCUUGAUGUUUACAAGCUUGAUGUGAUUCAACCGAAGAACAGAAACAAGGAUACGCAAUUGGCGAUUGAUGUUGAGUUAUUUGUUAACGUGACAAACAACAACAAGAAGGUGACGUUAGUGUAUGAUGGAAUGCAUGUGGAGACGAAGAUCGAAGGAUUCUCGUUACCGAAAGUUCAUUUGAAGGGAUUCAGGCAGAAUCCUCAGACAUCGCAUGAUUUGAAGAUCCAUCCGCGGGAGCUGAGAUCGGAGGUGAAUGAUGAUGAUGAUGCUACGGAGUUGAAAUUCAGCGCUAAACAACAUGAAAUGGUGUUGAAUUUGAAGAUGAGAGGGAAAAUUGAGUUCUGGUUUAAUGGAAGGAUGGUGAGUAAGUUAGGCCUCAAGGUGUCGUGCAAUAGUAUUGAACAGUCUCUGAUCGAUCAAGCCCUUGCACAUAAUUGCCAUGUCAAAUUAAAUUAUUUCAGUUGAUAAAUGUAUUCGGAGAAGUUGUAUAUGGAAGUGAUGGGGGUCUCAGAUGGAGCCCUGCAAUGCUAGACAGUUGGAAUUAUUGGAGGUGAUGAAUAAUAAAGGAAAAGGGAAAGACCCACAUUCACAUUUCAUUAUGCAUGCUAUUUGUUGUUCAUAAAUCAUCUAGAAAAAAGAGAGGGUGUCUAAUUCUUUAAACUGUGUUCAAUGAGGGAUUUUUCGUGAUGAAAAAGUAAACAAAUAAUGUACUAUAUCAC